Messenger RNA from Dreissena polymorpha, 1197 nucleotides. RefSeq lists its product as uncharacterized. Bases 163 to 1080 code for a protein of 305 amino acids. The record is from RefSeq and is a predicted model, not a curated record. NCBI's taxonomy places the organism in Eukaryota, Metazoa, Mollusca, Bivalvia, Myida, Dreissenidae. The transcript is spliced from 4 exons.
ACAAGGCUUUUUGCUUUAGUCACGAAUAAAGGUAUACGAGAUAAACUACAAACAACCGGAAUAAGGAAGAUCUUAUGGGUGUGCGCAUCUGCCACUCAAACACAGGAAGUUAUAUGGUGUAUCGCAUUAAAUGAAGAUAAUUUAGGAGCAGACUCCAGAAUCAUGAAUUCAAGAAAACUAAUCAUCGCAUACGUCAUUGUCGAGAUUAUUGUCUCACUCAACACAAUGGUCGUCAAUUCGACGACAACAACAGUCACAGAAGUUUCAACUACAUCUGAAGCUAAAACGCAAUCUGCCGAUACAACUACAUCUGCCGCUACAACUACAUCUACUGUUACAUCUGCCGCUACAAUUACAUCUCCAGCUAUAACUACAACUGCCGAUACAAUUACAACUAAAGCUUCAAAUUCAACUGAAGCAGCAACUGCAGUCGAAACUUUAACUUCAACCGACGUUACACCAACAAUCGAAAAUCAACAUACAACAGAAUCCCCAUCUACAACCGAUCAUUCAUCUAUAACUGAAAAUGUAACUUCCACCGAAGCUUCAUCUACAAUCAUCUCUUCUAAUACAUCCACCGAAGCUCCAACUUCAGUAAAGGAAGUUUCCAGUUCAAUCGCAGCUACAACUACAACCACGGACGCUCCCAUCACAAGUGUAGUUCCAACAAUAACCAACGAAGCUCCGAGUUCAUCGACCGUGGCUCUUACCACAGCAGCAGAAACUUCAGUUGUUGAAACCACAACAUUUACAAAUCAUCCUAAAAUGCCGAUGAACGACAAUGCACCAUCAUCGUACAUUGCAGCUGUUGCGGUCGGAUGGAGUCUUGUAUUGAUACUGAUCAUAGUUAUCAUCGUCGUUAUGUUCCGUUCCAUGCAUACAGCGCAUAGAUAUCAACUCUCUAAAGACGAAAACAAAGAUGAAGAAAUGUUUACUGGAGAAGAAAUUACGGAGCGAGCAGUGGACAACAACGAUACGAUGUUGGAGGGAAAGAAGGACGACAAUGAUAUUACAGAGAUUCAUAACCCCGUCUAUGAUGCAACUGGAGAUGGUGCUGACGUCACGGUUUCGCCUAUGUAGGUGUAAAGCAGCAUGAACGAGCAGAAAGAGCAUGACAUACAAAUAUGUGUACUUUUGCUUCCAUUAUUCUUGAUUAUAGUUUUAGUUUAUGUAUAGUAUAUAAAACUUAUAAGUGUU